AUGCCCGGACUCGAUAUGGCACCGCUCGUAGCGGAUGAUGUGCGACGUAUGUCCUCCCUCGUUCGUCUUUGUUCCCCCAAGAUCUUGAACCUCUUUGAGAACCCCCACCAGCGCGGACGAGAAGUCCAGCCGGCACCUCCUCGAAGGAGGAGCUUUGCAAAGCAUGAGCCCAACGCUGACAGCACCCCGCGCUUCAAUGCAGUUCUGGGCCAGGACCCCCUCAUCCCCCCCGCGCUCCUCAUCUCGGAGAUCCCCAUGAAGCAGAAUGCCCUGCACACCGUCGUCGAAGGCAGGCGCGAGGCCGCCGACAUCAUCAUGGGCCGCAACGACCGCCUGCUCGUCAUCGUCGGCCCCUGCUCCAUCCACGACCCUCCCACCGCCCUCGAGUACGCCGCCAGACUCAAGGCCCUCUCCGACAAGCUCCGCGACGACCUGUGCAUCAUCAUGCGCGCCUACCUCGAGAAGCCCCGCACCACCGUCGGCUGGAAGGGCCUGAUCAACGACCCCGACAUCGACCAGACCUUUGCGAUCAACAAGGGCCUCCGGGUCUCCCGCCAGCUCUUCAGCGACCUGACCAGCACCGGCAUGCCCAUCGCCAGCGAGAUGCUGGAUACCAUCUCCCCGCAGUUCCUGGCAGACUUCAUCUCUGUCGGUGCCAUUGGUGCCCGCACGACGGAGAGCCAGCUCCACCGUGAGCUCGCCUCCGGCCUUUCUUUCCCCGUUGGGUUCAAGAACGGCACCGACGGAAGCCUUGGUGUUGCCAUUGACGCUAUCGGUGCCGCCGCGGCCAAGCACCACUUCAUGGGUGUCACGAAGCAGGGUCUUGCCGCCAUCACGCGGACCAAGGGCAAUGAGCACGGCUUCGUCAUUCUCCGGGGUGGUUCCAAGGGUACCAACUACGACAAGGAGAAUGUUCAGGCCGCAAAGGAGACGCUGAUCAAGAAGGGCCAAAAGCUGGCCAUCAUGGUCGACUGCUCACACGGUAACUCGAACAAGGAUCACCGCAACCAGCCCAAGGUUGCCAAGGUUGUCGGUGACCAGCUGCGCGAGGGAGAGAAGGCCAUCAUCGGUGUCAUGAUCGAGUCCAACAUCAACGAGGGCAACCAGAAGGUCCCUGCCGAGGGCCCUGCUGCGCUCAAGAAGGGUGUCAGUAUCACUGACGCCUGCAUCGACUGGGAGAGCACCGUUACUGUCCUCGAGGAUCUUGCCAGCGCCGUCCGGGAGAGGAGGGAGAAGCACAGGGGUUCACCCAACGGCAAGCAUGCCGAGGCCCCGGCCACCCUUCUUGAGGAGGAUUAA
This is a messenger RNA of Thyridium curvatum, 1299 nucleotides long. RefSeq lists its product as uncharacterized. NCBI's taxonomy places the organism in Eukaryota, Fungi, Ascomycota, Sordariomycetes, Thyridiales, Thyridiaceae. The record is from RefSeq and is a predicted model, not a curated record. Gene Ontology annotation, molecular function: 3-deoxy-7-phosphoheptulonate synthase activity. The transcript has 2 exons. Gene Ontology annotation, cellular component: cytoplasm. The coding region runs from base 1 to 1299 and encodes 432 amino acids. Gene Ontology annotation, biological process: aromatic amino acid biosynthetic process.